AGGGAAAAGUGUGUCACUCCACUCCAGCCAAAAGUUUUGCUAGACUGCCACGUCUUACAAUCAUGAUUCCUGAUCAUCUUAAAAUUACCGAUAUAAUAAUGGAUCUCGUGAUGAAUCUGAAUCAGUAGUAGAGUCCAGUUCAGUUAGAGUGUAAACUUGUUUUCAGGAAUGUCAUUCCAGCAAAUAGCCUUCUUUCACUCUCCACUAACAAACCAACACCGCUGAAUUCCAAACCCGACUGUCACACUCUCUCCUAACAAUACAGGGAGCAGAGAAAGAGAUGCAAUUCCAAUACAAAUUUCUGUGAUUCAAAUGCACUGAAAAAACCAAAAGAUCUAACAAUUUUUCAAAUUAUUAUUUUUUCUGUAUUUUUGUUUGAAUUUGUUUUCCUAUAGUCCAUCCAAAAAUAUAAAUGUGAUCUUUCACUACUUUGUCUCCCCACAUUUCUCCUUUUCAACAAACAAAAACCCUCAUCACUCGUUCUCUGCUUCAUUCCCAAACCCCUGCUAUAUUUUUUUCUUUUCUUUUCUUCAUUGUUUUUAUCAACUCAUUUGGGAUUUGGGUAGGCAAAAAUGGUGAAUUUAUUAGGAAAAGAAACCCUAAAAACAGUGAAUUUGAGUUUUAGAAUACCUUAUUUUACUCAAUGGGGACAAAAUCUUGUUAUCAGUGGUUCUGAACCUCUACUUGGUUCAUGGAAUGUGAAACAAGGGUUGUUGUUGAUCCCAUCUCAUCAAGGUGAUCAACUUAUUUGGAAAGGAAGUAUUAAAGUUCCUAGUGGAUUUGAAUGUGAAUAUAGUUAUUAUUUGGUUGAUGAUAAUAGACAAGUUUUGAGAUGGGAAGCUGGGAAAAAGAGAAAGAUAUUUUUGCCUGAAGGUGUUCAAGAUGGUGAAAUUGUUGAGCUUCAUGACCUAUGGCAGUCUGCUUCAGAAACUCUCUUUUACAGAAGCGCGUUCAAAAAUGUAAUAUUUCACAAAGGUUGGAGUUUGGAUUUGGAAACACCAGUAGGAGCCUUUCCGACCAAACAUGAACAAGAGGAUACAGUCAUCGUUCAUUUCAGUGUUAGCUGCCCAAGGAUUGAAGACAACACAUCAGUAUAUGUGACUGGUAGCUCAGCUCAGUUGGGGCAAUGGAACCUCCAGGGUGGGCUUAAACUAAGCCAUGCAGGUUUUGCUUCUUGGGAAGCAAAUUGUGUGAUGCGGAAAAGCGAACUCCCAAUUAAAUACAAGUACUGCCAGCAUGGCAAGGCAGGAAAUAUUUCACUAGAAGUUGGGCCUCAAAGGGAGAUCUAUGUUGACUCAACAUCAAAUGAUACACCGAAAUACAUUUCCCUAUCUGAUGGCAUCUUUCGAGAAUUGCCAUGGAGGGGUGCUGGUGUUGCUAUCCCCAUGUUCUCAGUUAGGUCUGAAGAAGAUCUUGGAGUCGGAGAGUUUCUUGACCUGAAGUUACUUGUCGACUGGGCAGUUGAUUCAGGAUUCCAUUUGGUUCAGCUUUUGCCAAUUAAUGACACAUCAGUGAAUGGAAUGUGGUGGGAUUCAUAUCCUUACAGUUCUCUGUCUGUGGUUGCGCUGCAUCCAUUAUAUCUAAGAGUUCAGGCGCUUUCAAAAGAUAUAUCAAAAGAGAUUAAGCAAGAAAUCAUGGAUGCAAAGGAAAGGCUGGAUGGAAAAGCUGUUGAUUACGAGGCUACGUUGGCUACCAAACUUUCAAUUGCCAAGAAAAUAUUCUCUGUAGAGAAGGACUCUGUGCUUACUUCCAGUGCAUUUAAGAAAUUUUUCUCUGAGAAUGAGGAAUGGUUAAAACCAUAUGCUGCAUUCUGUUUCUUGAGGGACUUCUUUGAAACAUCGGAUCACAGCCAGUGGGGUCGUUUUUCUCAAUUCUCAAAAGAAAAGCUUGAGAAACUUGUUUCAAAGGAUACAGUUCACUAUGGCAUUAUUUGCUUCCACUACUAUAUCCAGUAUCAUUUAUACCUACAGCUGUCGGAAGCAUCUGCAUAUGCAAGAAAGAAUAGAGUGAUCCUGAAGGGGGAUCUACCAAUUGGGGUGGACAGAAACAGUGUUGAUACUUGGGUUAAUCCGAAUUUGUUCCGAAUGACCACAUCUACUGGAGCACCUCCCGAUUACUUUGAUAAAAAUGGACAAAAUUGGGGGUUCCCCACUUACAAUUGGGAGGAAAUGUCAAAAGACAACUAUGCUUGGUGGCGUGCUCGUUUGACUCAGAUGUCGAAAUACUUCACGGCUUACAGAAUAGAUCAUAUCCUAGGUUUCUUUAGGAUAUGGGAGCUUCCUGAACAUGCUGUCACGGGUCUCGUUGGAAAAUUUAGGCCAUCAAUCCCUCUAAGUCAAGAAGAGCUUGAAAAGGAGGGAAUAUGGGACUUCGAUCGUCUAUGCCGUCCAUAUAUUCGACAAGAAAUGUUACAGGAGAAAUUUGGAGAUUCUUGGUCCGUUAUUGCUUCAAAUUUCUUGAAUGAGUAUCAGAAGUCCUGCUACGAGUUCAAGGAGGAUUGCAACACGGAGAAAAAGAUUGUUUCCAAACUUAAAGAAGGCGAUGGAAAGUCAUGGUUGGAGAGUGAAGUGAACAUACGAAGUGAACUGUUUGAUCUCAUCAAGAAUGUCGUUCUUAUUAGAGACCCUGAGGAUGCAAGGAAAUUUUAUCCUCGGUUUAAUCUCGAAGAUACAUCAAACUUUCAAGCCCUGGAUGAUCACAGUAAAAAUGUACUAAAAAGGUUAUACCAUGAUUACUAUUUCCAACGGCAAGAAACUCUUUGGAGUGAAAAUGCAAUGAAGACUCUGCCCGCCCUCUUGAACUCAUCGGAUAUGUUAGCCUGUGGAGAGGAUCUUGGCCUCAUUCCUAACUGUGUUCACCCUGUUUUGCAAGAGCUAGGUUUAUUAGGUUUACGUAUUCAACGUAUGCCAAGUGAAUCCGGUGUGGAGUUUGGUAUUCCUUCUCAGUAUAGUCAUAUGACGGUUUGUGCACCAUCAUGCCAUGACUGCUCAACCAUGCGUGCUUGGUGGGAAGAAGAUGAGGAAAGAAGGUCUCGCUUUUAUAAAACUGUGGUAGGGUCAAGUGAGGAACCACCUUCUACAUGUGUUCCUGAGGUUGCACACUUCAUCCUACGACAGCAUGCUGAAGCACCGUCAAUGUGGGCAAUUUUCCCGCUCCAGGAUUUGUUAGCGCUGAAAGAAGAAUACACAAAAUCACGACCCGCGGCCGAGGAAACUAUCAAUGAUCCAACGAAUCCAAAACACUACUGGAGAUACCGUGUACAUGUAUCAUUAGAAACUUUGAUGAAUGAUAAGGAGAUUAAAACAAAGAUAAGAAGUAUUGUUCAAAGCAGUGGGAGAUCACUACCUUCUCUAGAGCAAGCCGAUGAUACACCCAUACCUGUAACUUUGCCAGACAAGCAGCAAUUAGUUAAUGGACAAAGAAAGGUCACAAAUGGUGCUGCACAAAAGUAGGGUUCUGUUUCGAUAGUUCAAUCUACCUUGGGACUUCAACUGUCUAAUGGUUGAGUUUCUCUCUCUCUCUCCCACUCUCUAAUAAUUUCAUGGAGGAACUUCCAAUGCAUAUAUGAAGUAAUGAACGAGUCUAAUAAGGGCACUUAUAUAUAUUCUGGUAUUCAACUUUUUGAACAAUGCAAUUCUUGAUGCAACAGCGUAUGCAUUUCCAUGGCAA
Papaver somniferum (opium poppy) is the source of this 3669-nucleotide messenger RNA. RefSeq names its product 4-alpha-glucanotransferase DPE2-like. The transcript has 22 exons. Lineage: Eukaryota; Viridiplantae; Streptophyta; Magnoliopsida; Ranunculales; Papaveraceae. The record is from RefSeq and is a predicted model, not a curated record. Bases 573 to 3452 code for a protein of 959 amino acids. Gene Ontology annotation, molecular function: 4-alpha-glucanotransferase activity; starch binding. Gene Ontology annotation, biological process: carbohydrate metabolic process.